Toxotes jaculatrix (banded archerfish) is the source of this 2548-nucleotide messenger RNA. RefSeq names its product kelch domain containing 7A (gene klhdc7a). Lineage: Eukaryota; Metazoa; Chordata; Actinopteri; Toxotidae. Bases 32 to 2323 code for a protein of 763 amino acids. Gene Ontology annotation, molecular function: protein binding. The transcript has a single exon. The record is from RefSeq and is a predicted model, not a curated record.
ACCAAUCGUCGCUACCAUCGCCGCUACAGCUAUGCCCAUUGCAGAGCUUUUGGGAGUUACAUUCGACAUGCAGCUGUUGUUGAAACUGAGUAUCUCUGUGGCUGCAGUUUUGCUAGUUUCUUGGGCCUACAGGUUCUACAGCUCCAGGGAUGCAAAGAAAAUUCAGCUCCAUGUCAAAAACAACAAAGAGCCACAAAAUGCAACCUGCCAAAACUGCAAGACAACACUGCGAUGUCGAAGCUCACCACAACAUGACACCGAUGAUGGGGGCAAGCGACCCGGAUCCUCGCACACAGACUCAGCCACUGAUGACCUGACAUCUGACAGCACCAAGGAAAAACCAGCAGAAACCCUUCCACUCCAAGCUGAAAAGAGGGAGGAUGCAUUUAGCAUGUCAUGUAGUGAUCAAGAUAUCAGCACGAAGGGAGAGAUACUCACUAAUCAGAAGCAGGCAGAGGUUGCCACCAGUAAUAUUUCAUUUGGGUCUGCUUUGAACCUUCCUGAUCCAACAGAGAGUGGGAUGGCCAGUACAACGGGGCGCCGCUCCCCUUGCUUCUUACUGAAGCUGGAGGGCAGUGUGGGUGUGGGCAGGGAGUUAAGGCAGGACUUGGAGCACCAGGGAGCCUACUCCAGCUUCCUCUCCAAGGCAGAGAUCAAAGUAGAGGAUGCUAACGUGGUGCUGGAAGGAACAGGAGACCAGAUUGUGCGCGGAAAAAUAUACGAUUACUAUGUUGAGUCUUCCUCUCACUCUGUCACAGACUCAAACACUGUGCUGGGUCAGUACGAGAGGAACUCUGAGUCACAGCCAGUGGACUUUGGAAGCCGUGGCAGCAGCCUAACAGAAUCUCCUUCCUCUCUGAGCCCCAUCAUUAUGCGUGAUCUGGUUUUACCACAAAGCUCUGUUGAAGAUCCCCCAUCGCUAGGAGGCCUCAAGCUGAGGCACCCCGCAAAGCCUGUACUCCUACGCGCUGAGAGCUAUCUGUCUUCAGCAGAGCAAUAUGAGCUUCCCAUCCCCUCUGUAACUUCAACAACCUCAGGUCCAGUGAUUCACUCUCUGGCCCCAGCUAGAAAUGAAUCCAUCUCUAUGAUCAGUCCCUCUGCAGAAAGCGAAGGCCUUAAAGUGAGGGAAGGGGUUGAUCUAGAGACUGUAGCAGGGGUUCCAUUUUUACACCUUCCAGCAAAAACUCUUGACGGCACAGAUUUGGACAGCUUGAAGAGUAAGCUUGAUCUGGGUAAUUGUUUGGAGACGCUUUACCUGGCCAAGAAACAUGGCCAGACCUCUGUGCAGAAAGCAGCCCUUGGGGUCAUGUCAGACAACUACCUCCAGGUGCUCAGGGACCCCAACCUUUAUGGGCGGCUAAUGGCUGGUGAGCGGGAACACAUCCAGAAGCGGAGGACAGGGGGGAGGAGGUUCAUCAUGGUGGCAGAUAUGGACCCUAAAGACUGGGCAAGGAACACGGAAGGGCAGAAAGCUGAGACGGAGCAGAGGAGGACAUCCAGUGCAGUGUACUAUUAUGAUGACUACAAAGACUCCUGGCAUACACUCUGCCUGAUCCCACAGGAGGUCAUCUCCAAAGCCUGUGCCAUGUGCACAAUGGAUAACUACUUAUUUGUGGCAGUGGGCUGCCAAGGCACAGACAGAGAAAUGACACCCUCAAAGCGAGUGUUUUGCUACAAUCCUUUGACAUCCAUUUGGAAGGAGAUCAGUCCUAUGAAUGUGGCCAGACCCCGCUGCAAACUGGCAGCACUGGAGGGCUACAUCUACGCCAUCGGAGGGGAGUGCCUCUCCUCAGUGGAGCGUUACGACCCACGAUUGGACAGAUGGACAUUUGUGGCUCCGCUGCCCAAUGAUACAUUUGCUGUGGCACAUCACGUCUCGGUGUGCAACGGAGAGCUUUUUGUUUCUGGGGGAACUCUUAGAUAUAUGCUACUGCGCUACAGCCCCAAAACCAACACCUGGAGGCCAAGUCUAUUAGUAGGCAGCAAAGACAGAACUGCAGAUAUGGUGGCUGUGGGCAGAUUUCUGUAUCGGUUUGAUAUUAACCCACUGCUGGGUGUCAGUGUGUACCGCUACCAUACCGUGGCUCGAUUGUGGUAUGAGUGCAGCUCAAAACGGCUUCUUCGCUGCCCUGCCUUUCAGUGUGUCACGAUGGAUGACACAAUUUAUUGUGUCAGCCGCCAGUUCACCAUGAGGUUCGAGGCUGAUGAGAUCUCUCCUGCUUUCAAAGAUGAGGAUUUGAGUGUCCUCUCUUCUGCAAAAGGCAUACUUUUCCCCUUCGUCCUUUCACUCCCUGAUAAGAAGCCUCGGCAGACCAGUGUGUAACGAGGAUUCAGUUUUCCCCGCUGAUGAUAAGAUUAGGUGGUGAUGGAGUAUCCCUACAGAAGUAUGCUUUACAUCAAGUUUCUUAUUGGCUGUGUGGCUUUUGCCCCAAAUGUUAUUGUGAAUUUGUAACCACUGUGUUGUCAUUUCUUUGAGGUGUUAUUAAGUUUAUCGUUUCUCAAAGCUUCUGUUUCUUAAACAAAUUCAUUUACUUGGAUUGGGUAUUGC